Prinia subflava (tawny-flanked prinia) is the source of this 4170-nucleotide messenger RNA. RefSeq names its product laforin-like. The transcript has 2 exons. Lineage: Eukaryota; Metazoa; Chordata; Aves; Passeriformes; Cisticolidae. Bases 689 to 1345 code for a protein of 218 amino acids. The record is from RefSeq and is a predicted model, not a curated record.
CAGAGUAAGGAAAGAAACUACACUUUUAUCUCUGUUCUGAUUUUAAAAAGAAACCAAACUUCUGUCUCUGCGCUGUGGUAAUUGUACUAAAAUCCUAGCAUAAAAGGCAGCAGAAUAUGACUUUCUAGGCUUGAGGAGAGAAACUCGGAGACUCCCAGCACAUGGACUAUCAUUCGUUUUGUAAGACAGGGGAAAGGGUAAAAAUUGCUGAGUGUUGUUGAUGCAUGGGCAUAGCAAAAGGACACAGCAGCAGUUAGAGACACAUUUUGUAGGGCAUACAGGAAUCACAAAGGCUAGCAGGAUAAACAGCAGUUAUUUCUUCUAGUGCUACAAAUGUGUAAACCUUUGUAAAAGUCAAAUAUGAGCUAAUUAUAUAAAGACUUUUUUUAAAUUUUAAUUUUUAUUAUUAAUAAGGCUGAGUGAAGUUUCUCCUCUAUUUUAGACUUCAGGGGAUUUUUUUUUUCUGUUCCGCCAUUAUUUUUCAUGUUUCUCUCACAGGAGGCAUUUUUAUUUCCUUUUUUUUUUUGCUGUAAAUACCAUCCCUAAUAUGAUGUCACCACAAGACAUAACAUUUUAAUUAAAUCUCUCUUUCGCUGUCCUUUGACAGGCCCGUGGCUGCCCGGCGCUGUGAUUCAGUGACACGUGUGAGUUACCAGCACAGGGGGAAUUCCACCCUGCCCCGAAAAACAUGUGGCUGCUGCUCCUCGGGCAUCCCUGCUGGGCUUGUGCUGCCGCCGCUCCCCGCUGCCUCCUUCUGCCUGCUCUUCUGCCGUACGGCCGUCAGGGGAAGAGGCUGCUUGAGCCAAGUGAAGCAUCACAGCAGCCGGGCCGGCAUCGCCGCCCGGGGCCCGCGCACGCCGCCUCUCCCCGCGCAUCCCGCGCUGCAGCCGGCCGGGCGGAGGGGAAGGAAGGCAGGCAGCGCUCGCAGCCCUGGGCCAGCAGCUGGCAGGCCGGGGCUGCGAGGUGGCGGCAGGGGAGCAGCCGGGCCGUGACUCACCCGGGGAAUGUCCUGGCACGGGCGGCCGCGGCUCCGGGUGCCGGUGACGCAAGGCGCUCGGCUCGCCCUGCAGAGCCCCCGCGGGCAGAGCCCGCCGGGCGGGAGCGCCGCCCCGCAGCCAGCGCCGCGCUCGGCCGCGGCCCUGCCCCGGCCGCUGCCCAGCGCAGCGACAGCCCCGAGCCCCAGAGGGAUUUGGGGAUCGCACCUGCGGGCGAGGCUGCUCAAACCAGCAGAAGCGACCCGGAGAAAAGGGAUUCUGGAGUCUGGAGUUCCCUUUUGGGGCUUGCGGGGGAUCCGUGCCUCACACCAGCACAGCAUCCUGCACCUCCCUUCAGGCUCCUGGAAUGACCUCACAGGGAGGCACUGCACAGCUUCCUCACUUGCAGCAAAAUCAUGCCAGGAUCCACAGCUCAAGAGUCAAAUAUAUUUACUGGAGGGGGGUUGUUUGUUUAUUUUUGUUGGUUUGGGUGUGUGUGUGUGCGUGUUUGUUUUGGGUUUUUUUUUUUUUUAGGAAUUUAUGUGCAGUGUAAGGAGAGAGAAAAACUCAGUGUUAGCAUUUCACAGGUUUUCUCUAAUGCUCUCUUACAUUACCAAAAGUUAGACUUUGUCUGGCAUUAUUUGCACUCCCACUGAAAACAGAGAAUUGUUAGAGGGAAACUUGAUAUUUUUUGCAGGGGUACGCAGGGCAGCAAAGGGGUAAAAGAAGUCCCCUGAGCAAUAGAUCUCAUCAAAUGCAGUUUUAUAUGGAUUUCUCUCCUUUGACAGGUUGAUUUUUUGAACUGGAUGUUAUUAAGACUCUGUUAUUUCAGUCUUGCAUCUAUGCGAGUUUCUCUGCUUUUCCUUUCUCUCUGCUUAGUCCUCUUGAAGGUAAGAUGGCUACACCACAACAACUCUGGUGUCCCCUAGCAGAAAUCAACAGGUUCCUGAACUGGACAGGUAGACGUAUAGCCCCACUUUCUUCUAUCUCAAAUGCAUUAUUUUAUAAAAUGUAAUUACUUAAUUAAGGAUCUCAAUUACUUUUGUGACUUCUAUUUUUCUGUCAGAUUUAACUCAAACAAGCUAACAAGUUAAAAAGUCACACAACUAGCCUAAGUGAGAGAGGGGAUGCCUGAGGGGGCCAAGCAGAGGCCUUGCUUCCAUGGGAAAUGAGGAUGAAGUCAGUCCAGUAAGGACAACAGAGAAGCAAAUAGGAUGCACACCAUACUAAAGGAAAGGACUAUGAUACCAAAGAGCUUCAAUGCAUCAAGCAGCUUAGUCCAUUAUAUUAAUUUCUCACUAAUGAGCAUCCAGGAGUUGAAUCCAAAGAGUGCCUCCUGCUUCACGGUGAGUCAUUGCUUCCAUCCACAGAGGGCGAAGGGAGGCUUGGAGGGCUUCCUCAGAGGCAUGUGCUCCACAGAGGGUAUCAUUCACAAAGCUUUUAGUGCUGCUGCUGCUAGACUCUCUGAAUCAUUGGGCUAUUUCCGUGGUGCCUGGUGGGAUGCAGGUCUUGUGGCAUAGGGGUAGUGAAACUCGAUGCUUCCUGAGUGCAGUGAGAUGCUGAAGUGAGGAACCAGCUUUGUCUGAGCGUGCUCCAGCAGUAAGAUUUGCUUGGUCAUUACUGCUUUUGGCUGGAUGCUGGCCAUUGCUGUGGCCUCCAAAGUUCACCCCUAGGCUCUAUCACAAGUUCCUUCUCUGAUCACUGCAGUCACCAGGAGUUCAAAAUUCAUUUCCUUGAAAAAGAGAAGCCCUUUUCUGUUUACCUGGAACCUGUUUUUCACCUCUAAGAAAUGCUCUCAAAUUCUGGUAAACUCAUUUCUGUCCCAGACAUUUCUGUAAAGUCAGAAAACACUCCUCCUUCAGCCUGUGCUGCUUCUCUACUCUGCUGGCUGCCAGGUACCAGUCAGUGAUGUGCAGCAGCAGCAGCCUUUAGUGCCUGGGUGCCUCAAGUAUGCACCUUGUGAGAUGAAGAGGGUAGCAAGCACUUCUGAUUCAUUAUUCAGUUUCCAUGGUGUUAAAACAGAGGGUGAGUCAUGCACACUUUUGCAGUUGUCAUCCCUGGAGCACCUAUCCAGCCAUGCAACUCUGGAGCUGCUAACUCUCCACCUUUCAUUUUGGGAGCCUGGGAUAUGCAGUGCAGAGGCCCCAUGCAGGUGGCUGAGGGUGCUCUGCAAGGGCCUGAGAUUAGGGCCCUCACACACAGCAGAUUCGUGGUCUUGUGCACAUGUUAGAAGUUGCUUGCUGAGCCCAUGGCAGUGACUGUGGCACCAGAGUAUGCACUGCACAUGGGCACAGCUACGCCUACUUGCCAAAUACACAAUAAAGACACUCCCUCCCGAGUCCCACACUGCUGGCACUUGAACAGGCAGUAAAAGUAACCGAGUGGCCAUCAUCUGGGAAAAAAAAGACUUGAGUCGAACUCAGUGGCAGCAGAGCUCAGUGGCAGCAUGAAGUCCUGACUGUGUGACUGUAAGGAGCUGAGGAGUAAAUAUAGCUCUGGAUUAGUGAUUUCAAGGCUGAUGGAUCAAAUUUUGAAUACUGAUGAUGCAAAUCAGUCUUGGAUUUUGCAUCCACAGGGCAGGAUAUAUCCAGAGGGCAGAAUGUAACUCAAAAAGAAUAUUGGAAACAUAGUGUCUCAGCUGAUCAACACGGUAAGGUAUAGUAAUGGAGAACAGGGAGGGAAAUGUCAGCACAUCACUCACACAAUGUAUAUAUAUGUAUCUAAUACACACAUGCUGACAAACAAUGGCUUGCCAGCUUCCACCAACAUACUGGUGGCAAUUCAAGUGGUUUGUGGAGAGAGAGCUGGCUGGAGACUCACAGGUACAGCUCCUUGAGGUCCUCAGUGUUUAGGAUUUCUUGGUUUUCAGACACAUUAGUUCAGGGUACAGAGUCACAUAGGACUGAGAAUCCUUUUGUCCACUUGGACAGGCUAGAGAUCAAAUGCUCUGUGUUUGUUGUCCUGUGCCUGAAGCCCUUUCCAGCUCAGUAGUGAACAGUAAAACACUGUCGGGAGAGUUGUCCUUCCUUGUUUUCCUGUAAGUCAUUUUCACAUCUUUUAAGGCACCUUUCGCCCUACGUUGUGUCCCGCCCGACUGUCUGAGGAGCUCUGCCAAGAUCGCAGAAAGAGCAGUCUUUGUGCCGAGCCCCUUUGUGCCCAGGGCCUUUCCCUGCACGGCCCGGGGCCGCCGGCAGCA